AUGAAAUCCCAUGUACCUAUCGCGUUAUCCUUGCUGGGUUUGACCAGCCUAUGUGCCGCAGCCAACACCGAAAGUGGCUAUUUAGCAACUAUAACCCUCGCACCGACCGCAUCCGGAGCCGCCGCCUUUGACCUUGAGGGAAAACGCGCAGAAUGUUUCCAAUCCUGCUACAAGACUUAUGGAAACUUUAACUCUUGCAGUAAAGGAGGCCUCGAGAAGUGUUGGUGCAAUGAGUCUGUGGACUGGGUUGAAAGAGAGGAGGAUUGUGUUUGGAGUAUUUGCGGUCCAUCUGCAUAUAAUGGUAUUUUUCUGUGGCAUGGAAAAAAAGGGGAAAGAUGGCUAACAGUUUUGUCAGAAUAUGCGACUGUUUUGAGCAGGGUUUGCGAGACUGUUACGGCUUCCGAUAAUCAGGCCGUUGAGACGGGAUCAACCGCAUCGGCUGAAACUACCAGUGCGCCUGAAACAACAGAGCCUUUGGCUUCUGAUAGUGGUUCUAGGACAACCAGCAGUGAGGCAGCGACAGCUACAAGUGCUGAGCCCAAUGGAGGUUUGAAAAUGACUUCGUCUGUUGGUGUUGUUUGUGCUAUCAGCAUGCUUCAGCUUGUUAUUCUGGUUUUUUAA
Fusarium graminearum PH-1 is the source of this 621-nucleotide messenger RNA. RefSeq lists its product as uncharacterized. The transcript has 2 exons. Bases 1 to 621 code for a protein of 206 amino acids. The record is from RefSeq and is a predicted model, not a curated record. NCBI's taxonomy places the organism in Eukaryota, Fungi, Ascomycota, Sordariomycetes, Hypocreales, Nectriaceae.